Molecule: messenger RNA, 3348 nt
Organism: Tigriopus californicus
Lineage: Eukaryota; Metazoa; Arthropoda; Copepoda; Harpacticoida; Harpacticidae
Gene: Clk
Product: circadian locomoter output cycles protein kaput-like
Exons: 1
Coding region: 1002-2966 (654 amino acids)
Biological process (GO): circadian regulation of gene expression; regulation of transcription by RNA polymerase II
Cellular component (GO): nucleus; cytoplasm; CLOCK-BMAL transcription complex
Molecular function (GO): DNA-binding transcription factor activity, RNA polymerase II-specific; RNA polymerase II cis-regulatory region sequence-specific DNA binding; protein dimerization activity
Source: RefSeq, a predicted model, not a curated record
UGCCGAGUAGGAUGGAAACUUAGUUACAUUUCUUAUCUGAAAGAGAGUUUGUUCUAGACAGACGUAGGUGCCGCUUUGGGUUUCUAAUAAUAAUUUAAUACAAAUGUGGUAGUCAGCAAUGUAGAAAAUGUGACUGAUUUUAACUUAAGAAAAAAAAAAUUGUCUCGUAUUUAGUAUUGAUGUGAAAAUAUCUAGAUUCGUGUACCUCAAAGACACCAGAUCAUCACGUGUGAAGGACAUAUCUUUUAACAUUGGGAGAAGAGCGAAGUCUUCAGGGUAGUGAUAACGAUUUGAUAAAAUGCUAUUACAAUUCCUUACCGAAAUAUAUAAGUAGUUGGAAAUAACUUCUUGCAUAGGGUGAGAAAAGGAUUUACUUUCGUUUCUUUGGUCGAAGGACCACUUUGAAAAGAUAACAAAACCUACGCCAUUCGUUGGAAAUCAACGAAUUCAUACGAAACACUUUGUCUUACCUUUUCAUUGUUUGAUCAUCAAAUUUUCCUUUUAGUUUAUUUACUCCCAAAUAAUAAGAACAGCACAAGCAACGAAGUAACUUUUUUACUUUCCUCACCCUGAAUUGACGAACGCACGCUCGGCCCUUCGUUAUGGAACAUUCAAGGAUCAGAGAAACACAGAGAGAGGCCCUUAUAUACCUUCAAACGCUUCAAACACACAGUACACACGCACUCUUUCUCUCUCUCUUAUGUUCACAUCGAGGCUCAAGACAAGAUUUAAGAGUAAGAAAAAAGCAGAGAAGAAAGAGGAAUGUUUUUCGUUGGUCAAUUUUCACCAGUGUAGCAAGGAUCCCCCAACCAAGUGUACGUGCGUGUUAGUUUCCUGACUUCCGUCUAAAAGGCUUAAAGGGGGAGGACUGCCAUUCCCUGGCCGUAUUCAAUCCAAGAUCAACAACCAUGGCCAGUGAACAAGCUGUGUUUUGGGAUUGAGCCUGUGCUCCAAAGAGCCUUCCAUCUUCAUUCCCUCCAAGAGAUCUUUAGACCUUCACCAUGAUGAUGGACGACUAUGACGAGAAAGACGAUACCAAGCGGAAGUCUCGAAAUCUGAGCGAAAAAAAGCGAAGGGAUCAGUUCAACAUAUUGGUUACCGAGCUGGGCUCCAUGGUGUCUCCCAACAACCGCAAGAUGGACAAGACGACCGUCCUCAAGUCCACCAUCAACUUCCUCCGACAGCACAAUGAGAGCUCUGUCAAAUCGCAGGUCCAUGAGAUCCAUGAGGACUGGAAGCCGUCCUUCCUCUCUAAUGAGGAAUUUACCCACUUGAUGUUGGAAGCUUUGGAAGGUUUCAUUUUAGUGUUCAGUACGGAUGGUGCUAUCGUGUAUGCCUCCGAGAGCAUGACCUCCUUGGUGGGGUUCCUCCCAAGAGACAUAAUGCAGCGUUCCAUUUUUGAAAUCAUUCACGAGCGGGACAAGAUCAUGUUGUACAACACCCUCAACAGCCCGAACGACCUAGACCAAGAGACAGAGGUCAAUUUUUACUUGCACUUCAAACGGUUGGACAUUCGACACGCAGACGAGAACAAAGGGUAUGAGUUGGUCAAAUUGACGGGAUACUUUCGUAAAUGGACCAUCAAUGAGCCGCUGAACGACGGCAAUGGGUCCGACGAUGACAACAUAUCACUUCAAUCGGGUUAUUCUCGUUUGAGUACCCAAGAUGGAACCAUAACCGCCCGGAAGACUGUUUUCGUGUCCACCGCCCGUGCUCAAACCACACAACUUCUAAGAGAAAUGCCCCUCACUCAUUUUGCCAAAAGCGAGUUCAUCUCGAGAUAUUCUUUGGAAUGGAAGUUUCUCUUUCUGGACCACCGUGCCCCGCCCAUCAUCGGGUAUUUGCCCUUUGAGCUCCUAGGAACGUCCGGUUAUGACUACUAUCAUAUGGAUGACCUGGAGCGAAUAUCUCUGUGUCACGAAGCCCUCAUGCAAACUGGCGAAGGUACUAGUUGUAUGCAUCGUUUCCUUUCCAAGGGCCAGCAUUGGGUGUGGCUUCAGACGCGUUAUUUCAUUUCGUACCAUCAAUGGAACUCAAAGCCAGAAUUUGUGGUGGCCACUCAUCGAGUAAUUAGCUAUUUGGACGUAAUCAAGGAAUUCAAAAACGAAACCGAUGAGAAAGAAUCAGAGUUGGGGUCGCUUGACAUACGGUCCAGAUACCCAACCACCGAGUCCCCGACAUGGUCCUCGAAAAGUUCGAUGUGCGGAAGUUCCGGCACCGGUGCGAGUUCGUCUAAAUUCAGUCAGGAACACAAACAGAGUUAUAGUGAUAACAACCUAAGUGAUGGUGCUCACCCUGUGGGUUCUUUCGACUCCAUAGGGAGAAGCCCAGGGGCCAUGCCAGGGGGAAGACCCCUCAAGAACCUAGACAGAGGUGAGAGUAUCCCAACCAUGGGUGAUAGGAAUGGAGAGUCAAAGAUGACAAACGAAAGUCGGCAACCUGUUAUGCAAAUCGCUACUCCAACCCCUCAGUCCAGUAAUGGCUUCAGUGGUCCAACAACCGUCCUGGUUCCCGCCCCAAUGGCAGCCAUGCCCAAUCCUCAUAUCGCCAUGGCCUCCCGACCUCAUAUUGUGAUGACUCCUGCCCAACUUCAAUUGCAAGAGCAACUCCGUGCCAAACACAACGAAUUGUCCCGGCGGAUAGUGGAACAGCAAGAGGAACUCAGAAGGGUCUCAGAGCAGUUGGUCAUGUCCCAGUACGGCCUAGUCCCCGUGACUGUAACAUUCCAGCAACAACCCACAAGUAUUGGAUCAAAUCCAUCUUUGUCGGGUCUAGUAUCAACCCCACAGGGAACCGAUAUGUCCCCCUACAUGCCUCCGAUUACGUCCAGGAGUGAUAUCACCCUCCACGGGGCCACUUCCAUUUCCAGUGGUCAUCCUUCGAGAGAAACUGGUCUGAGAUCUCAUGUGUUCUAUACAAGUGUAACGAGUAAUGAUUUUAACAGUGACGCCAGAGACAAAUUGUGAGGAAAGCACAUAUCAUCCUACUUCAUCAAAAUAUAUAUUCAUUAUAUUCAUAUUUUAAUGAUGCAGCCAAAUUCUUAUUCUUGUCAGUAUGUCUCUACUUUCACGGCGGCUUGUGUUUGCGGAUUGAGGAAGUCUCUUAUAUACAUUGCAUAGUCGACGUCGUCCUCGAAAGGAUGCGUUAUUCAACUUUUCUCCCUGAUAAGCAACCAUAGUCUAGAAAAUGUCAUCUACCAAAAUGUUGAGUGGGAGAAGCGGAUGUGGACACUUAGCACGGUUGUAUUUUUAUUGUAAGAUUAUUUUAUGAGAGCACCUGAGUUGAGGUACAACACUCCAUGAUGGUUAUUAAAAUGAAUAAUAUAGUAAAGCAUAGUAGUUGAUACAA